GUCAGUCAGUCAGUAGGCUACAGUCUUUGUGCAUCACAAACAGGAACAUUGAACUAGCUUGCAGUCAGAAAUAACGGAAAGCUGAGGACCACACCAGAUCCACAAGGACAUAAUUGCCGCUGCUGCCCUAAAAAACACCCAUCGACAAACCGCUAUAGAAUCUAGGCUGUCAGGCGGAUAUCACUAGGCGGGAGCCAUGAUUCCUGUGACGGAGUUCCGGCAGUUCUCAGAGCAGGAGCCAGCAUUCCGGGUUCUGAAGCCCUGGUGGGAUGUGUUCACAGACUACCUCUCUGUGGUCAUGUUAAUGAUCGGAGUGUUCGGAUGCACCCUACAGGUGGUGCAGGACAAAAUCAUCUGCCUUCCACAGAGAAUAUCAAUGGCGAAUCAAACAAUACCCUUAUCAAAUAAAACCGAGCUGGUCUCACCUGUAGUGUCGCAGGAUGUGCAUGAGAUGAUGGGCCUGAAAACCAACCUGGACCUUCAACAGUACAGCUUCAUAAACCAGAUGUGCUACGAGAAAGCCCUGCACUGGUACGCCAAGUACUUCCCUUACCUAGUCCUCAUACACACCCUCAUCUUCAUGGUGUGCAGCAAUUUCUGGUUCAAGUUCCCAGGCUCCAGCUCUAAGAUAGAGCAUUUCAUCUCCAUCUUGGGAAAGUGCUUUGACUCCCCCUGGACUACUAGAGCUCUGUCUGAGGUGUCUGGAGAGAACCCAGAGGAGAAGGACAACAAGAACAACAGUGCCAGCAAAGAGAUCCUCAACGUGUCUGUAGAGGGGAACCUGGACAGCCUGGAGAAGACCCAGUCCCUCAAAUCCAUCCCAGAGAAGAUCGUAGUGGACAAGCCCACAGCCAGCGCUCUGGAUAAGAAGGAAGGAGAACAGGCCAAAGCUCUAUUUGAGAAGGUGAAGAAGUUCCGCCUGCAUGUCGAAGAGGGGGAAAUCCUCUAUGUUAUGUAUGUUCGCCAGACUGUUCUCAAAGUGUUCAAAUUCCUCCUCAUCAUCGCGUAUAACAGUGCUUUAGUCUCUGAGGUGCAGAUCACAGUGAAGUGCAGUGUGGACAUACAGGACAUGACGGGAUAUAAGCAUUUCUCCUGUAAUCACACCAUGGCCCACCUGUUCUCUAAGUUGUCGUACUGUUACCUGUGCUUCGUGGCUGUGUACGGAUUCACCUGCCUCUACACUUCUUACUGGCUCUUCUACCGCUCACUGAAGGAGUACUCCUUUGAAUAUGUGCGGCAAGAAACGGGAAUCGAUGACAUCCCAGACGUGAAGAAUGACUUUGCCUUCAUGCUGCACAUGAUCGACCAGUACGACCCACUGUACUCCAAAAGGUUCGCAGUGUUCCUGUCUGAGGUCAGUGAGAACAAACUGAAACAGCUGAAUCUGAACCACGAGUGGACACCAGAGAAGCUGCGUCAGAGACUGCUGACCAACCAUAACAACAGACUGGAGCUGCAGCUGUUCAUGCUGUCUGGGCUCCCAGACACCAUCUUCGAGGUGACAGAGCUCCAAUCCCUGAAGCUAGAGAUCAUCAACAAUGUAACCAUCCCAGCCUCCAUCGCCCAGCUGGAAAACCUCCAGGAGCUAUCUCUGUAUCAGUGUUGCUUAAAGAGCCACACCACAGCCACUUCCUUCCUCAAGGAUAACCUUAAGGUGCUCAGGGUAAAGUUUGAUGACAGCAGGGAACUGCCUCAUUGGCUAUACCAUCUGCGGAAUCUAGAGGAGCUCUAUCUCAUUGGCUCACUGAGUCCUGAUGCUUCUAAGAAUGUGGUUCUGGAGUCUCUAAGGGAGCUGAAGAAUCUGAAGACCCUCUCGCUCAAAAGUAACUUUACAAAGAUUCCCCAGUCCAUCGUAGACGUGUCCAGCCACCUGCAGAAGCUGUACGUUUACAAUGAUGGCACCAAGCUGGUGAUGCUCAACAACCUGAAGAAGAUGGUGAACCUGACUGAACUGGAGCUCGUGCACUGUGACCUGGAACGCAUCCCACAUGCUGUCUUUAGCCUCACAAACCUACAGGAGUUGGACUUGAAGGAAAACAACCUGCGCUCCAUUGAGGAGAUAGUCAGCUGCCAGCACCUCCACAAGCUGACGUGCCUGAAACUCUGGCACAACAGUAUCUGCUACAUCCCUGAGCACAUCAAGAAGCUUGGCAGCCUGGAGCGCCUCUACUUCAGCCACAACAAGAUAGAGAUCUUGCCCUCGCACCUGUUCUUAUGCAACAAGCUUCGUUACCUGGACCUGUCCAACAACGACAUCCGGUUCAUUCCGCCGGAGAUUGGCGUCCUACAGAGUCUUCAGUAUUUCUCUGUCACGUGCAACAAGAUCGAGAACCUCCCAGACGAGCUCUUCUUUUGCAAGAAGCUCAAAACCCUUAAGCUGGGCAAGAAUACGCUGUCAUUGCUCUCCCCAAAGAUCUCAUACCUGGUUCUAUUGACACAACUGGAACUGAAGGGCAACCAUUUUGAGCUCCUGCCUCCAGAGCUGCGGUUCUGCCGGGCGUUGAAGCGUGGCGGCCUAGUGGUGGAGGACGUCCUGUUUGAAACCUUGCCUUCAGAUAUCAGAGACAAAAUGAAGGCUGAGUGAAAUGCCUUGCAGAAUCUGUGCAAAAGGCCAUGCGAUACAUUACUAUCCUGUCCAGGGGGUUUAUGUGCCUCACACUACAUAAACAGGAGAAUGGCUCCUGUCCUAUGGGCCUAUCUGGCUCGGACAAAGCAAGUUACUUAAAUGUGCAAAAAGAAAAUGCCAAUCUUGUCUUAAUCUGACAAUCAUAGUCUACCAAAAUGGUAGAUUUUACUGUAUACUUAGUUUAUCAUGAUCAAACUCUUAAGUAGUAUACUGUUCUGGGGUGGAAAUUGUGAUAUUCAUGCACAGCAAAUUCUCCAGUGUUAAAUCAACACUUACAGUGACAAUUUUUUCUAUAAAGUUCCACAUGAUUAACACUUUUAGUGUUAUGCAAUAACACUUCAUAUAGUAUUUUUAACACUAGGAAGUGUAUAUAGUUUACACUAAUGGUGUUAUGCAAUAACACUUCAUAUAGUAUUUUUAACACUAGGAAGUGUAUAUAGUUUACACUAAUGGUGUUAUGCAACAACACCUUAUAUACUAUUUUUUAACCAUUACGCAAAGAGCUCUGUAUCUGUUGACAAGGUCGCUUGUGUUGGAUUAAGGAGAUUACACUAAUAAUAACGUCUUUAAUGCUACUUGUUAUUAUGUAAGCAUUUACAAAGACUUCAGGACUAGCAGAAGACAUAUUCUAACUUAAAUAAGUAUAACCAUAGACCACUUAAACUGAUACAACACUUCCAUUCAUGGGUGCCAAAAACAACGAAUUUAAAGCCAUGCCUCAACUAAGCCACACCUCCAAUAUAAUUUCCCAGUGCCUUGCCUUUUCAAGUUAAUUGUAGAUUUACCACCCAUGACGGUAUUUGUUAGUGACAGAGACAUGGUUGUUGAAUUUAUUAAUUUCACUCCUGUGGACUUCCCACUAGAGGUGAAUGUUAUCAUUAAAAUAUAAUGCUUUAGGACAAAUAUAUAAGGCCUUACUUUGAUGGCCAAGUUUUACCCUAACAGUGGUGCUAGGACAAUCCUGGUUUACAGGCCACAUCUGCAAGUCACAUUAUGCAGGCUUGCAAAGGGAUGUAAUUCCUAUAGGAAACCAGACAGAUUUUUAAUUAUUCAGAAUGACUGUAAGGGUUAGGAACAUUGUGAGGAGACUACCUAAGUCAGGGAUGGGCAACUCCAGUCUUCAGGAUCCAGAAGGGUGUCACACUUUUCCCCCAUCCCUAGCAAACACAGCUGAUUAAACUAAUUACGUUCUAAAUUAGCUAGGGCAAAAUGGUGACACCAAUCAGGCCCCUCGGGGCCCGAGUUUCCCACCCCUUAUCUAAACCAUUUCAACUGGAACAGCCAUUUAAGUAAUAGUUGCAUUUAUUGCAUCCAUCUGAUUGGAUUAGUUGAGAAAAAUCUAUGUUAUUUAAAAAUGGUAUUUGUGUACCAUAAUAUUAAUCAAUCAAUGACACAGAUAAUUAAAAACAAUCCUAAAAAUGACUACCUCCAGUAGAGCCUGCUGGAAAAUGUGAUAAUGAUGGGCAUGGUUUUAUUGGGAAUGUUUUACUCUCCACAGAGUAAAACUGACACAAUCACAUUCUCACACUUAACAUUGGAUAUAAACACUAACACUGGGGUUAUUUUACACUACUGAGUGAUAAUUUCAGAUUUCAUUUAACUCCUGACUCAACACUAGAAAUGUUACACUGAAAAAUCAACACUAGGUAACACUGGCCAAUUUGCUGUGUGGGUGUAUGUUUUGAGUAAUAUGUCUAAGUGUUACUUCAUGUCAGAAUGGAAUAAAACUUUGUGAUGUAAUGAAAUGGUUCUUAACAAUAUACAGUAAUUAGUCACAGGAAAGGUAUAUUUUGUAAUGGGGCGUUGUUCAUCUGCACCUGUCCGCAAUUGCUAAUAACCCAUCCGCAACCGCCCGUCUAUAUGUGAUAAAGUGAAAAUCUAACUUGCUAAUAUAAAAAAAAUGUGCUGUAGGAUAGUGUGAGAUGUCGGAACGAUUUGACAGGGGGUGCAGGAUUCUUUUUUGCCUGAUUUAGAUACGUUUCUGGUUAUAAUAUCCAACAUUUUGUAGGCUAUCUGUUAUUCAACUUGUCAUUAGGCCGAUAUGUUGCCCUAGAAGACUAAAUAAACCUUUGAUCACCAGACUAAUGUGAUACAUUGAUAGAAAUAAUGCUUCAAUCUAGUUGACAUAGGUAAAAAAGAUUCUCUGUGCAAAAUUUCGAAAUUACAUCAGUUUGACCGGUUCUAAGGAAACAGAAAAGUGUGAAAACGACCCAACAUGUUUCUGAUAAGAUUUCAGUUCAGCUUGGAUGCAUAUUUUAUGUGGUUGAAAUAGCUUACUGUCAGCUUUUAUGAUGCUGAUAAAGAUAUCACCUCUACAGACACUAUCUAACUGCGCAUUCACAUUUUCUCAAGAUGCUGAAAGAAAGUCCUUUUUGCCUCCAUGGAUAGACGCUCACUUUUUUCUGCCCAUUCCCAAGUGCAUUUGGGUUUUGGCGUGUAGGCUAUUUGGCGCGCCUACAGUUAGGCCCUAAAGAUGAAGUUUAUGCACCAAUGCCAGAUAGCCUAAAAUAAUUCAAGAAAAACAUCAAUGUAGCCUAUAGAUAUACAUUUCACAAGAAUGAUUUACAUUUACAGAUUUUUUAAGUAUUGUUUUCUUUUUAAUUAAGCCGCCCGCUACCCACCCACCCUUCAUCCGCACAAUAUUUCAUGACCCUAAACCCAUAUAACCCCGGGGACUGCUGGUUAUGAGUCAACCCGCGCAUCACUAAUACUUAGCCUGGCUACCAGUCUAUUUGUGCUAAGAUUUGACUCCUUGUACUCUGUGUCUUAUGCCAAACAUAAUGUUUGUGGAAUGAUAGUACAAACAGAUCUGGGACCAGACUAAAGGUAUACUGUCUACCAGAGGAACUCAACAACAGGAUUGCUUGUUCUUGUAUUAUUGAUAUUGUUAUUUAUUACACUUGUUAUACCGUAUUAUGCAGUGUCUAGCACAAGCUUCGAUGAACAUACACUGGAUAGAAUGUAGGCCUAUAAUCAGAAAGAUUGAAUAUAUAUACAAGAAUCAAAAUAUUGAAUGUAUUAUCCUGAACGGCCUCAUAUUUGGACUUAAUUUACUGUCCAAAGAUAUUCUAAAAUAGAUAUACUAAAAUGUUUUUUUGAAAUAACUUUUCUACUCAGUCUCUAUAUUAUGUAGUACUCGGAUAAUGAAAGUACUUUAUAUAACAGUGUAGUUGGCUACAAGUGAAAUGUGGACUCAGCUGUAACUGUUUGUCAAUAGCCUGUGGCAAGACCAUAUUUAUCAGGAGGGAUAGCUAGUUUUAGUUAGUCACAGUUUACACAAGCUAAAAAAGACCAGCCAUGUUGUAAUGAACAUAUUUUUAUUACAAUCCACAAACCCCUUGCACACGCCUUAUAGAUAGAGAGGACAAUAAAGUCCACGCCUUAGACAUUACAGUGUAUCAUAAUCAGAGCUGUAGAUCACUGCAAAGGUGCCAUGGUUAGCUGCUAUGGUCAUUUAUAAAAACAGUUUCCCUACCGUAUUCAGGGCGUUAUAUUCUAAUGUUAAAUAUUCCAACCAAAUGAAUACGGAUGGUAAAGAGUGAAAGAUAAUAAAAAUAAAAAUAUCUUUUGUGCAUAUUUUUUUACGAGAUGAUCUUUGCUGUGUUUGGUUCUUCAUGUUGAUGAAUAAAAACAGCCAGAUGGCAGCUGCUUUAAAUGUGGCACAGAUA
This is a messenger RNA of Oncorhynchus nerka (sockeye salmon), 6294 nucleotides long. Its product is annotated as volume-regulated anion channel subunit LRRC8C-like. Gene Ontology annotation, molecular function: protein binding. Lineage: Eukaryota; Metazoa; Chordata; Actinopteri; Salmoniformes; Salmonidae. The record is from RefSeq and is a predicted model, not a curated record. The coding region runs from base 197 to 2584 and encodes 795 amino acids. The transcript is spliced from 7 exons.